Molecule: messenger RNA, 1602 nt
Organism: Bipolaris oryzae ATCC 44560
Lineage: Eukaryota; Fungi; Ascomycota; Dothideomycetes; Pleosporales; Pleosporaceae
Exons: 9
Coding region: 1-1602 (533 amino acids)
Biological process (GO): transmembrane transport; carbohydrate transport
Cellular component (GO): membrane
Molecular function (GO): carbohydrate:proton symporter activity
Source: RefSeq, a predicted model, not a curated record
AUGGGUAUUAUGCUUAAGCCCCCGCCAGAUGUGCCUGGCAAGGCAUGGCCAGCUAUUCUAGUCGGUCUCUUCGUUGCCUUUGGUGGUGUACUCUUCGGAUAUGAUACUGGUACUAUUUCCGGUAUUAUUGCCAUGGACUACUGGAAGAAGGAGUUCUCCACAGAGCCAGACUUCAGUAUCACUGCAGCUCAAGAUUCGUUGAUUGUGUCCAUUCUCUCGGCCGGUACCUUCUUCGGUGCUUUGACAGCAGCUCCAUUUGGUGACUUCCUUGGAAGACGCUGGGGUUUGAUCGCCUCAGCAGGCGUGGUCUUCAAUCUUGGUGUUGUCUUGCAAACUGCUUCGACCACACAGCCUCUUUUCAUCGCUGGCCGUUUCUUUGCUGGAUACGGAGUUGGUCUUAUUUCUGCACUCAUUCCCAUGUACCAAAGUGAAACUGCUCCAAAAUGGAUCCGUGGAACGAUUGUCGGAGCGUACCAGUUGGCUAUCACUAUUGGGCUGUUCCUGGCUGCCAUCGUAAACAAUGCGACCAAGAACCGUCAAGACUCGGGAUCGUACCGUAUCCCCAUUGCUGUCCAAUUUGUGUGGUCUAUCAUCUUGGUUGCCGGACUUCUCUUCCUCCCAGAGACCCCGCGAUACCUCAUCAAGAUGGACAAGUACGACGAAGCUGCGAAGAGUCUUGGACAACUCCGUCGUCUGCCUGUUGACCACCCCGCUAUCGUUGAGGAGCUCAACGAAGUGCAAGCCAACCAUCUCUACGAAAUGUCCCUGGGCAAAUCGACAUAUCUUGAGUGCUUCCAGGGUACACUGGGCAAGCGACUGUUGACGGGAUGUUUGUUGCAAGCGCUACAACAGUUGACUGGUGUCAACUUCAUUUUCUACUACGGAACUCAGUACUUCCAGAGGGCUGGAUUCGACAAUCCCUUCAUCAUUCAGGUCAUCACCAACUCCGUCAAUGUCGCCUCUACUUUCCCCGGUCUCUGGAUGGUUGAGCGUCUCGGCCGACGUAACCUCCUCCUGCUCGGAGGUGUUGGCAUGUGCGUGUGCCAGUUCAUUGUCGCCAUCACCGGAACGGUCGCCGGAACUACCGAUCUGCCCGCUCAGCGCGCUGCUAUUGCUUUCGUGUGCAUCUACAUCUUCUUCUUCGCCAGUUCCUGGGGACCGGUCGCGUGGGUCGUGACUGGCGAGCUUUUCCCUCUCAAGGCUCGUGCCAAGUGUCUUUCCAUGACCACUGCUAGCAACUGGCUGCUCAACUGGGCUAUUGCUUACUCGACUCCCUACAUGGUCGACCCCGAUCACGCCAACUUGCAAUCCAAGGUGUUCUUCAUCUGGGGAAGUUUCUGCUUCGUCUGCAUUGGUUUUGUCUGGGCCAUGAUCUACGAAACCAAGGGUCUCAGUCUUGAACAAGUCGACGAACUCUACGGCAUUGUUGGAAAGGCAUGGAAGUCCCAGGAGUUCCGCCCUGCCGUCUCAUAUGCCGAUAUGGAUCCCUCUGUCGCCCGCAAUGUUAGCCUCAGCGAGGUCGCGGCCAACCAGGAGAGGAAGCGCAGCAUUGCGCACGAGGAGGCAGCUCCCGUUACUGAGACCCAGCCUGCCAAGUUCUAA